Messenger RNA from Aspergillus japonicus CBS 114.51, 1479 nucleotides. Its product is annotated as flavin monoamine oxidase family protein. The coding region runs from base 1 to 1479 and encodes 492 amino acids. Lineage: Eukaryota; Fungi; Ascomycota; Eurotiomycetes; Eurotiales; Aspergillaceae. Gene Ontology annotation, molecular function: oxidoreductase activity. The transcript is spliced from 3 exons. The record is from RefSeq and is a predicted model, not a curated record.
AUGACCUCUCGUGACGGCUACCAAUGGACGACAGAGACCGGGCUGGUGCAAGGCGUUCCUUGUAUUGGAGUUAUCUCACCCCCUACCAACAUCACCUCCUCCCUCGAUCGCUGCGAUGUGAUUGUCAUUGGUGCAGGCUAUACGGGCCUCACAGCAGUGCGCGAUGCCUGUCUGGCAGGGUUGAAAGUCUUGCUCAUUGAGGCCCGUGAUCGCAUUGGUGGACGGUCCUGGUCCUCGAACAUAGGAGGAUAUCCCUUCGAGAUGGGAGGAACUUGGGUACACUGGGGUCAGUCGCAUGUGUGGCGUGAGAUUUCACGGUAUCAGAUGCGGGAUGAACUGGAGCCUUCGUUUGACUUUUCCCACGGGGUCAACCAUUUUCAAUUACGCACCAACCAUGGAUCCAAGACCGUCAGCCACCGAGAAGAGGAUGAGCUUCUUGCUUCCGCACUGCACAAAUUCGUGAAUGUGGAUGGCGAGCUGGGCAGGAAGAUCAUGCCGUUUCCCCACAGCGCUUUCCAUGUGCCUGCAGUCCGCCAAUACGACCAGAUGUCCGCCCAGGAUCGUCUCACCGAGAUUGCCGCCUCGCUGACCCCAGACGAGCGAGCCGUGGUCGAGAGCUUCAUUCUUCUGUGCAGCUGUGGUACCCUUGAAACCACCAGCUUUUUCGAAUUUCUCCACUGGUGGGCUCUUUGUGGCUAUACCUACCAGGGCUGCUUGGACUACCUGAUUUCCUACAAGUUCAAGCGGGGCCAGUCGAGCUUUGCUAUCAACUUCUUCAAAGAGGCAGUCUCGACAGGCAAUCUGCUUUACACCUUCAAUAGUCCUGUGCAAUCCAUCGAGGAUCAGAGCGGGAAAGUCAGUGUCACUACCCGCGAUGGCCGGAGUUAUGCAGCCGCCCGCCUGAUCUCGACAAUUCCUCUCAAUGUGCUCAGCACCAUCGCAUUUUCCCCUCCCCUGGGACCCCAGCGCACGGCGGCAAUCAAUGUGGGUCAUGUAAACCAGUGUGUCAAGGUCCAUGCCGAGGUGUCCAGCCCCGAGAUGAGAUCGUGGACAGGAAUCUCAUAUCCCUUCAACAAACUCACCUAUGCUAUCGGCGACGGGACAACUCCCGCGGGCAACACCCACAUUGUCUGCUUCGGAGGGGCUGCGAACCAUAUUCAACCGGAAGAGGACCUGAACAAGACCAAGGAAGCCGUUCAGAACAUGGCUCCUGGCAACAUGGAUAUCAAACGCUUGGUGUUCCACAACUGGUCAAAAGAUGAGUUCGCCAAGGGAGCGUGGUUUUUCUCUCCCCCAAAGCUUCUCUCCCAAGGUCUGGAUGAGCUACGAUCUCGACACGGGAAUGUGCUGUUUGCCAAUUCGGACUGGGCUGUGGGCUGGCGUAGUUUCAUUGAUGGUGCGAUUGAGGAGGGUACGCGGGCAGCAAAGACUGUUGCGGAGGAGCUGCGAUCACCGUCGACUUCGCGGCCUCAUUUGUGA